This is a messenger RNA of Staurois parvus, 272 nucleotides long. Lineage: Eukaryota; Metazoa; Chordata; Amphibia; Anura; Ranidae. The record is from the annotation of a GenBank genome assembly.
GGGGGUAUAAGUGCCUGCCAGGAUCUCCUUGAUGUACCACCUCAGGCCCUAGAUGAACUCCUUUUCGCCCAGCAAUCUGGAGACCAGGGGUGGACUGACAACUCAUGGGGCCCCAGGGCAAUAGGGAUCAUGGGGCCCCUGUGUCCUUGCCCAAGCUCAAAAAAGCCUAUGAAAAAGGUAGCAGGGGCAUCUCAUGGGGCCCCCUACUGACCCCGGGCCAUCGGGCAGUGCCCGAGUUUCCAAAUGGUCAGUCCGCCCCUGCUGGAGACUAA